GUUGCAUGGGCAUCAAGUCCUUAAGCAGCCGUACCCCAAAUUCCAUACCUGCAUCGCCCUCUGUCCCGGCGUCCCCCAGUCGCCCUCAAUUCCCAAUUCCAAGUCCAACAAAAACCAAUAUCCAAAGCGGCCAGAGAAGCUUCCUUGAGAGGCCCAAGGGGGACGGCAGAGAGGCUCCCGGGGACUGGGAGGGACCGCGGUGCCCGCACCUCCUUGGGAGAGUGGGGGGAGGCGGUCGCCGCUACGCCCCCGCCCGGCCCAGCCAGCAGUGCCUCCCCCGCCAGGCGACAGCAGCCAGUGGGGGGAGGCAGAAGCGCCUCCUCCCCGCCCUGAGCCGAGACAGCGGCAUAGGGGGAGGAAGGCGCCUCACCUUAACCCUGAUGAGGGGCGGAUCAUGCCAUGGCAGCGCCAGCAAGCGACAGCGGCGGCGGCGAGCAGAGUCCAACCAGCAGCCCUGGGAGCUCCACAGGAGCAGGAAGCACCGCGGUGGGAGCCCGGGACGGUGGGGAGGCCGGAGCCCGGAGCGCAGCGGUGGCGAUCUCCGGCCUCCCUCCGCUCGAGGACUACGAGUGCAAGAUCUGCUACAACUACUUCGACGCAGACCGGCGCGCGCCCAAGCUGCUGGCGUGCUUGCACACCUUCUGCCAGGAGUGCUUGACCCAACUGCAGCUCCGCGCCGCCGCCGCCGCCGCUACCACCGCGCCUGAACGCCCGCAGCGCCCGCCGCCCUGGCACGGCCCGCCAGGCGCCAUCGCGUGCCCGGUGUGCCGCCACCGCACGCCGCUGCCCGACAGCCGCGUGCAUGGCCUGCCCAACAACACCAAGCUCGCCGAGGCCUUCCCGCUAGCCCUGCGUGCCGCGCACGACCCGCUGCCCCAGGACCGCCUCCCGCCGUUGCCCGCGCGCCGCCCAGCGCCGGCUGCGGCCCUUUCGCCCUCCCCGGCCCAGCUGCCACCGCCGCCGCCCGCCGAGGACGCGGCCAGCGAACCACAGUCCCGCGCCGGCCUGCGCGCCCCAGGCGCCUACGAGAGCUGCCAGAACUGCAAGCGCGCUGCCCUCACCGCAGGCUGCGUCUGUGUCGUCUUCUCCUUCCUCUCCAUGGUGGUGCUGCUCUUCACCGGCCUCAUCUUCGUCAACCACUACAGCGGCGGCGGGGCCGGGGCACCCCCCGGAGGCGGGGCGCCCCCUGGCGCAGCCCCUGCAGCCGGUUCGCCGUCGCCUUCGCCGGUGGGGCCCAUUUGCCUGUCGGUGGCCAGCAUCCUGGCGCUCUUCUCGGUCGUCGUCACUUGGGUCAUCUGCUGGCUCAAGUACCGGCCCGAAGGCGCGGCCCCAGGCUCGGCUGGGGGAAACGGCCCGAGGGCGCGGGGGGCGACGGCGGGUGGCGCGCGGAGGAGCGACACGUAGCGGGGUCCCACUCCUGGCCGCCCUCCUGCACCUCUAGCUACGCGCAGCCCAAGAGGAGAGGGCCUCUGGCCCAGUGCGAUACAGCUUCUUCACUCUUUCCUUGCGG
Messenger RNA from Phacochoerus africanus (Common warthog), 1510 nucleotides. RefSeq names its product RING finger protein 223 (gene RNF228). Gene Ontology annotation, biological process: protein ubiquitination. The coding region runs from base 400 to 1404 and encodes 334 amino acids. The record is from RefSeq and is a predicted model, not a curated record. Gene Ontology annotation, molecular function: ubiquitin protein ligase activity. The transcript has a single exon. NCBI's taxonomy places the organism in Eukaryota, Metazoa, Chordata, Mammalia, Artiodactyla, Suidae.